Rhizopus microsporus ATCC 52813 is the source of this 661-nucleotide messenger RNA. RefSeq lists its product as uncharacterized. Gene Ontology annotation, biological process: regulation of transcription by RNA polymerase II. Bases 133 to 501 code for a protein of 122 amino acids. NCBI's taxonomy places the organism in Eukaryota, Fungi, Mucoromycota, Mucoromycetes, Mucorales, Rhizopodaceae. The record is from RefSeq and is a predicted model, not a curated record. Gene Ontology annotation, molecular function: RNA polymerase II transcription regulatory region sequence-specific DNA binding; DNA-binding transcription activator activity, RNA polymerase II-specific. Gene Ontology annotation, cellular component: nucleus. The transcript is spliced from 2 exons.
CCUGUUUUGUUCAUCUUGCUGUUGACAGUUGAUUUGCUUUUCCCCAGCUUGAAUGAGAUAUCACAAUUCUGCACAAGCGACAGCUUCAUGUGAUUUAAUAUAUCCUCUAGCAUCCAUCCCUACCAUCCUCAAAUGUCUAUCUCAUCUAUCACUCAUAACAAAACAGUAUUGUCGCCCUAUUCCACUGACUUUACAUUGGUUGAAAGGAAAGAGCGUAAUAAGGCGGCUUCUGCAAGAUAUCGUGUGAAAAAAAAUGCACAAUACCAUGAAAUGAAGCACACAAUACAAGAGAUUACGACAAGAAAUAAGAUAUUGGAGACACAAAUAAAGGAAUUGAAAGAAGAGAACAAGAGACUAAGGUCAGCAACAGAUAAACUAAGGAGUCAGUUGAUAGCCAAUAAACUGUUAAAUAAAUGGAUAAAGAGUCAUCACAAUGAUGGAUUUAUGAUGGAUAUGGGCUCAUUUCAAGACGAUGAUUUAAACUGUUGUUUAUUAAAAUAAAGCCAUUUAUCCAUGUUGCCAUUCAUUAUUGUUGCUUCCUACAAAUGCAAACUUGUCCAGCAUAUUAAUCUCGUCUUGGGUCAAGCGGAAUCCUAAGGCAGUGAAGUUUUGUUCUACAUGAUCAGCUGUUCUGGCUCCUCCGAUAGGAAUUGUGCCCUUG